AUGGCGGCCCUAGGGUCCGGGGGCUAUGCGCGGACCGAUGCGGUUGAGAAGCUUUCUUCUGUCACAGCGGGAGUUCCAGCGCGGAGGAACCAGUCCUCCCCGCCCCCUGCCCCGCCGCUCUGCCUCCGGCGGCGGACGCGACUCCCGGCGGCGCCCGAGGACACGGCGCACAACAGGGUGUCACUCGAGAAGGUGCUUGGCAUCACAGCCCAGAACAGCAGUGGCCUAACCUGUGACCCUGGCACAGGCCAUGUGGCCUACCUGGCAGGCUGUGUGGUGGUGAUCUUGAACCCCAAGGAGAACAAGCAGCAGCACAUCUUUAAUACCGCCAGGAAGUCUCUGAGUGCUGUGGCCUUCUCCCCUGAUGGGAAGUACAUAGUGACGGGGGAGAAUGGGCACAGACCUGCCGUGCGCAUCUGGGACGUGGAGGAGAAAAGUCAGGUGGCGGAGAUGCUGGGCCACAAGUAUGGUGUGGCCUGCGUGGCCUUCUCACCGAAUAUGAAGCACAUUGUGUCCAUGGGCUACCAGCAUGACAUGGUACUGAACGUCUGGGACUGGAAGAAAGACAUCGUGGUGGCCUCCAACAAGGUAUCAUGCAGAGUCAUCGCCCUCUCCUUUUCAGAGGACAGCAGCUAUUUUGUCACUGUUGGGAACCGGCACGUGAGGUUCUGGUUCUUAGAGGUCUCCACUGAAACAAAGGUGACAGGCACGGUGCCCCUCGUAGGGCGUUCAGGCAUCUUGGGUGAGCUGCACAACAACAUCUUCUGUGGCGUGGCCUGUGGCCGGGGCCAGAUGGCAGGCAGUACCUUCUGCGUGUCCUACUCGGGCCUGCUCUGCCAGUUCAACGAGAAGAGGGUGCUGGAGAAGUGGAUCAACCUGAAGGUCUCCCUGUCUUCCUGCCUCUGUGUCAGCCAGGAGCUCAUCUUCUGUGGCUGCACAGACGGGAUAGUCCGCAUCUUCCAGGCUCACAGCCUGCACUACCUCGCCAACCUGCCCAAGCCGCACUACCUUGGGGUGGACGUGGCACGGGGCCUGGAGCCCAGCUUUCUCUUCCAGAAGAAGGCAGAAGCAGUCUACCCAGAUACAGUGGCACUGACCUUCGACCCCACCCACCAGUGGCUGUCCUGCGUGUAUAAGGACCACAGCAUCUACAUCUGGGAUGUCAAGGACAUCAACCAAGUGGGCAAGAUGUGGUCGGAGCUCUUCCACAGCUCCUACGUCUGGAACGUGGAGGUGUAUCCUGAGUUUGAAGAUCAGAGAGCUUGUUUGCCAUCAGGAUCUUUUCUGACUUGUUCCUCAGACAACACCAUCCGCUUCUGGAACAUGGAUAGCAGCCCUGAUUCUCACUGGCAGAAAAACAUCUUCAGCAACACCCUGCUGAAGGUAGUGUAUGUGGAGAAUGACAUCCAGCACCUGCAGGACACGUCACACUUCCCAGACCGGGGGAGCGAGACUGCGACACCCAUGGACGUGAAAGCCGGGGUUCGAGUCAUGCAGGUCAGUCCUGAUGGCCAGCAUCUGGCUUCAGGCGACCGCAGUGGAAAUCUGAGGAUCCACGAGCUGCACUUCAUGGAUGAGCUGGUCAAGGUGGAGGCCCACGAUGCCGAGGUGCUGUGCCUGGAGUACUCGAAGCCUGAGACAGGGCUGACCUUGCUGGCCUCGGCCAGUCGGGACCGGCUGAUCCACGUGCUGAAUGCGGAGAAGAACUACAACCUGGAGCAGACCCUGGACGACCACUCCUCCUCCAUCACGGCCAUCAAGUUCGCUGGCAACAGAGACAUCCAGAUGAUCAGCUGUGGGGCCGACAAGAGCAUCUACUUCCGCAGUGCCCAGCGGGCCUCGGAUGGACUACACUUUGUCCGUACCCACCACGUAGCAGAGAAAACCACCUUGUAUGACAUGGACAUUGACAUCACCCAGAAGUACGUGGCCGUGGCCUGCCAGGACCGCAACGUGAGAGUCUACAACACCGUGAACGGGAAGCAGAAGAAGUGCUACAAGGGCUCCCAGGGUGACGAAGGGUCCCUGCUGAAGGUCCACGUGGACCCCUCAGGCACCUUCCUGGCCACAAGCUGCUCUGACAAGAGCAUCUCAGUGAUUGACUUUUACUCGGGCGAGUGCAUCGCCAAGAUGUUUGGCCAUUCAGAAAUCAUCACCGGCAUGAAAUUCACCUAUGACUGUCGUCACUUGAUCACAGUAUCUGGAGACAGCUGCGUGUUCAUCUGGCAGCUGGGCCCCGAGAUCACCAACUGCAUGAAGCAGCACUUGCUGGAGAUCGACCAGCGCGAGCAGCAGCAGCAGCAGCAGCACAUGAAGGACAGGAAGUGGAGCGGCCACCCCAGACAGGAGACAUAUGCAUCCCUGCCCUGUGAGAUUCACUCCCCGAGCCCUGGAGAGCAGACAGAGGACGAGCUGGAGGAAGAGUGUGAACCGGAAGAGCUGCUGAAGACGCCUUUCAGAGACAGCCUGGAUCCAGAUCCCCGGUGCCUGCUGACCAACGGCAAGCUACCGCUCUGGGCAAAGCGGCUGCUAGGAGACGAGGACGCGGCAGAUGGCUCGGCCUUCCGUGGCAAGCGCAGCUACCAGCCACACGGCCGCUGGGCGGAGCGGGCUGGCCAGGAGCCCCUCAAGACCAUCCUGGAUGCCCGGGACCUGGAUUGCUACCUUACCCCCAUGAAGCCAGGGAGUCUGGAGGACUCCGUUCUGGACACAGUGGAGCCGCAGAACCUGGAAGGCCUGCUGAGCGAGUCGGAGAGUCCCCAGGAGGGUGGCUGCAGGCAUCCCUCCUUCCUGCCCCAGCAGAGGGAGUCACCUGAGGCCCGUGAGCUCCUCAUCUACUCCCUGGAGGCAGAAGUAACAGUCACGGGGACAGACAGCGAGUCCUGCGAAAAGGACAUGGAGGAAGGGCUUGGAGACCAGCACAGCGACCCCUACCUCAGGGUCUCCUCCGUCAGCUCGAAGGAUCAGAGCCCACCCGAGGACUCAGGGGAGUCCGACGCCGACUUGGAGUGCAGCUCUGCCACCGUGCACUCCUCCCCUCCACGGCCUGACCCAGGCUGGCGGGCUGCCCUGGUGACGCCCCCCACACCAGGACGCCCAGGUGCCACAGAAGAAGAGCUGUCCCAGCCCGAGGCGCCAGGCACGCGCAGCAGCUCCCUGCCCCAGACCCCUGAGCAGGAGAAGUUCCUCCGCCACCACUUUGAGACGCUUACUGACAGCCACCCGGAAGAGCUCUUCCAUGGCUCCCUGAGAGACGUGAAGGUCUCCGAGGCCGAAGACUACUUCAAUCCCCGGCUGAGCAUCUCAGCCCAGUUCCUCUCAAGCCUCCGGAAGACAUCCCGGUUCCCCCACACCUUCCCCGCCCAGCUGCCCCAGCACCUCGCGACGUCUCCAGAGGUCAAGCCCACAGCCCGAAGGGGAAGCCAGCCCCGAGCAGAGACCCUGAGAGCAGGUACUGGGGCCACCUCCCUCGGGGCUCAGGGCCGGGCUGAGGAGACCCUGGCAGCCUGGCGCCCACUGACUCCCUGCCUUGCAGAACUGGCGCCCUGUGUCCCUUCCUCGUCAGUGCCGCCCACAGACAGGAAGCCUCCGACGCCCACGUCGGCACCCAGCCCGGGCCUGGCUCAGCGUAUCCACGUCCCCUCCACCUGUUCCCACAUGGAGGCCACUGCCAGCUCCCGUGCCAAGAUAUCACGCAGCAUCUCCCUCGGGGACAGUCAGGGCCCUGUCACGGCUGAGCUGGCCAGGCCCCUCCGAAGGCCAUCGUCCAUGGGGGAGCUGGCCUCCCUGGGCCAGGAGCUCCAGGCCAUCACCACCACAGCGACACCCAGUUCGGGCAGUGAGGGCCAAGAGCCUGCUGUGCACUCCUGGGGCAACCACGAUGCCCGCGCCAGCCUGAGACUGACCCUGUCAAGUGUCUGUGACAGGCUGCUGUUACCCCAAGUCCCCCCGGAGCCACCCACCACGUGUGUCUGGUCCCAGGAACCUGUGGACUCUCAGCCUGGUGUCACAGUCACGACAGCCAGCUUCCGAGCCCCCAGCCCUGUGGACGUGAGCACCCCGAGGCUCCACAGCUCCGCCUUUCUCCCCAGGCUCCCGGCCUACGAGCCCCUCGACCCUCCUGCCCGCCCCAACAGCCCCCAGCUUCCAGAGGCCAGGCCUGGGGUCCCUGGUAGCACCGUCUCCCUCCUGGAGCACGCCCCUGAUGCGUCGAGUCUGCGCUGGGGCAGCCCUGGGCGCUGGGGCGAGCCCCGGGUGCCCGCUGAGGUCCUGCCCCCAGCUCCCCUUGAGCCGAGCAGCGCAGGGAGCAUCUCGCACAGGCUGCAGACCGCCUUCCAAGAAGCCCUUGACCUGUACCAUGUGUUGGUCUCCAGUGACCAGGUGGACGCUGAGCAGCAGCGGGCGCAGACUGAGCUGGCCUCCACCUUCCAUUGGAUCCACGGCCAGCUGGAGGCCAGCGACUGGCUGGUCAGGACUGACGUGUCCCCAGCCCAGGGCCGGCCCAGCCCCGGGCCCCCCUCCCCACCUGCACUGUGCCCCCUGGCCAGCCCAGACCUGCACGCCCUGCUGGAACACUACUCGGAGCUGCUGGUGCAAGCCGUGCGGAGGAAGGCGCGGGGGGACUGA
Molecule: messenger RNA, 4626 nt
Organism: Propithecus coquereli (Coquerel's sifaka)
Lineage: Eukaryota; Metazoa; Chordata; Mammalia; Primates; Indriidae
Gene: WDR62
Product: WD repeat domain 62
Exons: 32
Coding region: 1-4626 (1541 amino acids)
Biological process (GO): neurogenesis; mitotic spindle organization; regulation of mitotic cell cycle
Cellular component (GO): mitotic spindle
Molecular function (GO): protein binding
Source: RefSeq, a predicted model, not a curated record